Prunus dulcis (almond) is the source of this 1296-nucleotide messenger RNA. Its product is annotated as F-box/kelch-repeat protein At3g23880-like. The record is from RefSeq and is a predicted model, not a curated record. Lineage: Eukaryota; Viridiplantae; Streptophyta; Magnoliopsida; Rosales; Rosaceae. Gene Ontology annotation, molecular function: protein binding. The transcript has 3 exons. Bases 1 to 1296 code for a protein of 431 amino acids.
AUGUCAAACAUCCCACCGGAGCUAAUCUUUGACAUCCUCUUACAGCUCCAACUGAAGGAUUUGAUCCGAUACACAUGUGUUUCCAAAGCUUGGCAUGCUUUCAUCCACAACCAAGACUUCAUCAAAGCGCAUCUCAAACGCUCCAUCAAGACCAACUCUACUCGCACCAUUUUACUGGAGGCUCCUCCCUCAUAUUUAUUUUCGUUGCCUUUUGACAACGAUGAGACGCUUGGGACAGCCACGAUAAUCGGGUGUUUGAUUCAGUCAAAAGGCCCAGUAAAGUAUACUACCGGAAUAGUGGGCUACGCCAAUGGUCUGGUUUGCAUACAGAUACACAACUAUAUCGAUGGGGAUAUUGCUUUGUGGAACCCGUCAAUUCAAAAGCUGAAGAAGAUUCCCUUAAUAACCCAUGAACCGCAUGCACAGCCAUCACCAAAAUAUGGAUUCGGGUACGAUUCAACCAAUGACGACUAUAAAUUAGUGGGGAUUAUUAGGAAGCCUGCUAAUGAGUAUGGCUAUGUUACCAUCCUAACCCUUGAUCUUGCAAGUGAGAAAUAUCGGGAGUUUUCCAUCCCAGUGGAUAGGAUUGAUAACAUUGAACGUUCUGGGCCGGAUUUGGACGUCUUGGGAGACCAUAUGUGUAUUCGUGUUAAUCGUUUCAUGUGUAGAAGUGAGGCUUGGAUUAUGAAGGAAUAUGGAGGGACAGAAUCUUGGAGCCUGCUUUAUUCUAUUGACAUGGGACCGGUUUCUAAGCCUAGGAAGUAUCAGUCCUUCAAACCUUUGGUGUUUUCAAAGAAUGGCGAAGUGUUUCUUUUGAAGAAGGACUGCAAAGGCUGUAGUCUUGUUUGGAAGCUUGAUCAUGGCGGCGAAGAUGUUACUGUGAGCUAUGAAGUCAGUGUUCAUUGCCUAAAAGCCAACUCAUGGAAAAGGAUCCAGAACGUGCCUUACUGUGGUUCAUCAUUAUAUUUAAAUGACAACGUGGUUUUGAACGGUGCUCUAAGUUGGCUCAUGUCUAAACAGUUAGACAAUGAAUAUCAGAACAAGAUCCUAAUCAUUGAUCCUGCCAGUGAGAAAUAUCAUGAGUUUCCCAUUCCAGUCGAUUUGGAUUUCAUGGAAGGCCAUCUGUGUAUUUCUGUUUAUAAUUUUAUCAAGUCUCGACGUGAAGCUUGGGUCAUGAAGGAAUACGGAGUGACAGAGUUUUGGAGCCUGCUUUAUUCGAUUGACGAGCUGGGACUGGGCGCUUAUAGAAGCAAGCCUUGGGCGGGUUCUUUUGAAGGUGGACUGCGAAGAUUUUGA